CUUUCUUGACCAAGUUCUGUGUGCCACACUGCACCACACCAUGAGGUAUCCAUGUUCUGUAGGCGGCUGGAUUUCUUCGUAGUCAGAUCCCUGCAGAUCCGGGAUUCAUUCUCGACAUUCAUACCUGCGAGUACCCGCUUAUUUUCCGUCUCGCAGACUCGAAGGCGGGUAUUCAGACCUUCCGUUGGACAGACUGCCGUUGUCAAUUACCUGAAGACUCACAAUGUCAUGGUCUCUGCCCGUCCGGGUGCAGGAAAAACGGCGACUGCAGAGGCUGUAGUGCAGGCCAAUCCCUAUACCCCAAUAACCGUUAUCACAUACUCGAAGCGGCUGCAAGUGGAUACUAAAAAACGCUUGCGAAGAUACCCCCUCGUCGAUGUCUUCACUUUUCAUGGGCUGGCAUCGCGCUUCUUUGGAUCUCUCAUCCACAAUGAUACCCUUUUGGCUAACAUACGCAGGUCAGCGAUACCUCCGACAUGGAUUGACAUUCCACGAUAUGAGAUUGUCAUUUUGGACGAACUGCAGGAUCUUACGGAGGACUUGUAUUGGCUUACUUGCGCGUUUAUCACCUUUUUAACGCGAGUCAGUGGUCGAGCCCCUCAGCUCCUCGUGUUAGGCGAUCCACGGCAGGCCAUUUACGACUUCCGCGGGGCCGACCAACGCUACCUAGAGCUAUCGUCAGAUACUCUAUCUGCCGUAUCACCAUAUGAAUGGAGGAGUGCUCAACUCAGUCAGAGUUUUCGUCUCUCAUGCGAAACGGCCAAUUUCGUUAACAAUGCGUUUCUUGGCGGAGAACCUUACAUACAAGGUUCUCAUACAGGUCCCAAACCGCUGUACAUACACGGCGAUCUUUAUCGCACUGCAGAAAUCCUAGAAUAUAUCUAUCCACUCAUUCGAAAAUACGGACACAAAAACACCGCUAUCCUAGCACCGUCCCUUCGCACCAACGGAAUCGUCAAACGCAUCAUCAACACACUAUGGGAACAGUACAAAAUCCCAGCUGCGCAUGCGAUAUCUGAUGACUUGAUGGGGCUCGAUGACGAUGUCACCCGUGGAAAGAUUAUUCCAUCCACCUAUCACCAAUUCAAGGGGAGCGAGCGCGACCUUGUCAUUGUGCUGGGAGCUGACAACUCAUAUUUUCGUCUUAUGGCCCGCGCCCUACGCAAUGAUCGUUGUCCAAAUGCAACUUUUGUUGCCCUCACUCGCGCCAGAAAGCAGCUCGUGGUCCUCCACAGUCACGAAGACCCCCAGAUGCCAUUCGUCGAUUGGGCGGCUAUUGAGAGUGGUGCAGAUGUCAUCAACCUAGAGGAUGAACCACUCAAGGCGCAAAACAAACCGGGAUGCCCUCCCCAAUUGGGGUUACAUUUACCGCGUAUCGUCCCUGCCACGGACGCGGCAAGACAUGUCCGGGAGGAAGCUCUUGACAGCAUUGUUCGCCCCCUCGACAUUAGGAAGGUCCAGCCAGCUCUCCCUCCCCUCCACUGCAUUGAUGCGCCUGAUAAAGUGCGUACAGACGCCGUGAAGAACCAUUGGGAGCCUGUGAGCGACCUCAAUGGCCUCACCGUCACUCUUGAUUUCGAAUAUUGGCUGACAGGAAAGGUGGUUGCAUUCAUGAACGACAAGCAGAUGGAGCGUCUCCCGGAAAAGAAAUCACUGGAGGACGACACCUAUCGUGCCAUAUGGCUGUCGAAGGAGGCCACACAUUAUGACGCGAUUACUUCGGGUUUCAGAUCUCGCUGGCAUCAGAUGCAGUAUAACGGUCACAAAUUUGAUUGGAUGGUUCCCCACCUUACGGUGUCCACUGAACGUCUUUCGAAGCAAUUCUCGGAGUACAAUCGUUCCGAGCUUGCCAGAGACCUUGCCAUGGAGGUGUCGCUAAAACUGGACCUGAGCAUUGACAGUGAGAAAACGGUCCUGACAGGCAGGGCAGAUAUGAUUCAUUCGAGGAAUCAAGGCCGGGAUGUGACGACGAUUUGGGAAGUCAAGUUCGUAACAGCGUUCUCCCACGAACAUGUCGUUCAGACAGUUAUCUAUGGAUACUUGUGGGCCAUGAAUCAUCAAAAUGAACCAUUUCCUCGCCUCGUUCUUUACAACGUAAAAAAUGACGAGAAAUGGGAAAUCCGCACGACUCUUGACCAGGCAAAGCAGGUCAUUGUAGAGGUUUUACGGACGAAGUUCACUUCCAAUGGGCAAAUACCUACCGAUGUAUUUUUGAAAGGUUGUGCAAAUGUUCGCGAGGAAGUGGCGCAGCUAUGGACAGAGGGCGAGCACGUAGGUUAAGGAGAU
Molecule: messenger RNA, 2286 nt
Organism: Desarmillaria tabescens
Lineage: Eukaryota; Fungi; Basidiomycota; Agaricomycetes; Agaricales; Physalacriaceae
Product: P-loop containing nucleoside triphosphate hydrolase protein
Exons: 1
Coding region: 52-2280 (742 amino acids)
Biological process (GO): recombinational repair
Cellular component (GO): nucleus
Molecular function (GO): ATP binding; 3'-5' DNA helicase activity; DNA binding
Source: RefSeq, a predicted model, not a curated record